Stegodyphus dumicola is the source of this 856-nucleotide messenger RNA. RefSeq names its product regulating synaptic membrane exocytosis protein 2-like. Gene Ontology annotation, biological process: positive regulation of synaptic transmission; regulation of synaptic plasticity; regulation of membrane potential. The record is from RefSeq and is a predicted model, not a curated record. Gene Ontology annotation, molecular function: transmembrane transporter binding; small GTPase binding. Gene Ontology annotation, cellular component: cytoskeleton of presynaptic active zone; presynaptic membrane. Lineage: Eukaryota; Metazoa; Arthropoda; Arachnida; Araneae; Eresidae.
GGAGUUUACGAGUCGUUCACCUGCGUAUGGUGGACCGGUUCAUCCGUCGUCGAGAGAGAUAGACGGUAGCUUGUCAGACACAGUAGUGGGUUUUUCCACAGACCCAGAAGCUGUGAUUCUUAACUCCACUCUAGAAAAUAGUGACGCCGAAAGAAGCUCUCGUAUUUCCAAAAAGAGCAGCAGCACGUCACAACUCAGUGUAACAGGGCUCCUGCCCAAAAAGUACAAGAGGAAUUUCUUCUUUUGGAGAAAAAAUGGCUCCUCACUCCCAUUCGUGGUGCGGAGGAGUGAGGAGAUUUUAGCUGAUGUCCGAGCCAAUAGCAGUAUUUCGUCCGAUGGCAGCAUAAGUGGAGACAGUCUUACACGGGGACCUCGCCUACCUCCGGAGGUCGCAGAAGCUUCGAGUUUCGUGGAAAAUUUAGGACCAGGGCAGGUAGUGGGAAGGCAAGCACUGGUCUCCCUCUCCCUGGGUGACGUCGAACUGCGAAUCUGCAGACGCAAGAAAGAACUUGAAGUGGACGUCAUACGGGCAAGAGGGUUGAAAGCCGAGCUAGGCUCAAAGAGUAGCCUUCCAGAUUCCUAUGUAGAAAUAUGUUUAAUGGACAGUCAAAAAUCUAUCGCGAAGAAAAAGACUGCAACCGCAAGAAAGACUUUGGAUCCCCUGUAUCAACAACAGCUCGUUUUCCCGUAUGACUGUCAAAACUGCUACUUGCAGGUUAUGGUUUGGGGAAAUUAUGAUGGUAUGAAGCAACCAAAAUUCAUGGGAGUGGCACAGAUUCCUCUGGACGACAUUCACUUGGAGAAGGACGUAAUAGCUUCGUACAAGUUGUUCCAUCAUUUCUCACUGGUCAACUGA